This is a messenger RNA of Polychytrium aggregatum, 1372 nucleotides long. RefSeq lists its product as uncharacterized. Bases 164 to 1255 code for a protein of 363 amino acids. Lineage: Eukaryota; Fungi; Chytridiomycota; Chytridiomycetes; Polychytriales. The record is from RefSeq and is a predicted model, not a curated record. The transcript has 2 exons.
AUCGAUCUGGACAGCCCAUACACCGCUCCCGUCGCUCCAGCCCGAGACGCUCGUGGUGGACCUUCGCUGCUGCCGUCUCCUGCUUGCUCGGUUGGAAGGAAUAUUCCACAAGACUCUCGGCGACUCUGUCGGCCCAAGUCCGCCUGGCAUCAAACUCUUCCCAAUGGAUAUCCAUGGCAUUCUCCACAACAACGCUUCGCCCGUAACCGCCCAAGGCCGUCCCGCCCUACCGUCGUCGUCGUUCGGAUCUUCACCCGAGGCUCUGUCGUCGCCGCUCGCCUCCAUGGUCUUCCCCAAAUCGGCAGCGACCGCAAUGGAUCUGGACUUGAUCACUUCUCCAUCGGCCCCAGCGACGGGCUUGAUGGCCCAGAACGGCAUCCCAAGACACUCCUCCGAGUUUGAUGCUGCCAACAGCUUCCGUGGCCAGGAGCGCUCAGGCAUCGAUCCACUUCAACCCGGGCGGCCUGGUCUUGGCUCGGAAUAUCUGCCGACUCAUUCAGAGCCCUCGCGGAUCGGAGGAGGAGGCCACGACGACGACCAUCCCUUGCCCUUAUUGCAGCCCAAGCUCAACAUUGCCUCGCUCCUGACGCACUCGGACCGCUCCCUCAAGACUGCUGACCCAAAACCUCCUUACCCUGAUCCAGCAACGACCGCGUGGCCUCUCCAUCAACGCAACGCAAGUCCGUGCCGACAGAGCCCAGAUCGUGGGCCCGGUCUACAUCCAGAUGCUGAACGGUCGGAUGCCAUGCAGACCGAUUCGCCUCGCUCGCAACACAGCCCGUCCCGGGAUCGACUCGAUCAAGACAGGCCGCUGUCGUCGUCAUCAGCACCAUCGUCAGCCUUGAACCCGCGAGGCUCUGUCGACUCGAGACAGCCUCCUCCAUCAACCAUACCCCGACGGCUGUCGAGCGAUGGUCUGAGCAUCAAGACGGCCACGCUGCACUGCUCGCCGCCCAAGAAGCGUCUCUCGAAGCAGUUCACCGACCCAUCUCUUCGUGGCGAUUCGGGCGAGAACGGCUCUCUGCCAAGCCCGACCAAAUCAGCGGUCGAUCUGGAGACACAAUCGCCCCCCAUACUCGGUGCUGAUCGGGGCGUCGAUGCGGAUGCCGCCAAGCCUAUGGGCACUGCUGCGGAUGCUGGCUGGGGAAGCAUCAAGCACGAAAGCACGCAGGACGGCCCACAACCGGCGGCGAAAGUAGAGAUGAGCAAGCGCAAGAGCAAUAGAGUAAGUGCGGGAUAUCGCUGCAGUGCAUAAACGCCCCCGUAUAUUCUCCGGUUCUGGAGCCGCUGUUGAUGUGCAACUCUUGCUAUUACUCUCUGGUUUGGCAUUUGACGCUGUGCCUUGCCAUGUGAAACCCACGCACUCCAUUGA